Molecule: messenger RNA, 1410 nt
Organism: Baudoinia panamericana UAMH 10762
Lineage: Eukaryota; Fungi; Ascomycota; Dothideomycetes; Mycosphaerellales; Teratosphaeriaceae
Exons: 1
Coding region: 246-1262 (338 amino acids)
Source: RefSeq, a predicted model, not a curated record
CACUCGAACGUUUUGCUGUCUGCAUGCAUGUGUCGCAGAUCACUGAUGGAAGAUGUAGAGAGGAGCUAUCCCCAAUCAGCGCUGUGUAAUCCUGCCUGUAAUGUCGGCGUAAUAACUGGAAUAUCCUAUAUUGAUGUCAUACACUAAACGAGAAGGUAAGCUUUAGGUGGCUGGUAAACCCACUGAUACUUCAUACCUAGUCGCCGCUGCAGCUUGUCGCACUCUGUCUCACAAGUGCACCCGACAUGGCUCCGAAGAAGCGUGCUACAAAGGCCAAAGUUGAGCAGGAAGCGGAUGGAGCGACGGAAGCAAUUGCCGACGAAGCGCCUCCAAUAGACGAGCCUUUAGGCGAGAAUCAAUCACACGAUGCGGAGCCGGAAGAGACAGUCGAGAAGCAGCAGCCCAGUAAGAAGCGAAAGAAGGCGACCAAAAGCGAUGAGCCGCAGAAAGCUGCACGACGGUCUGGUCGUGGUGCGCCGAAGUCUAAACCUUCAGAACAGCAACUUCUGAAUUACAUGCUAUCUCAUGAUGCCGAAGAGCUCUGUCGUCCUGAGGACGAGACUGCGGAUAUCAAGGAGCGUGGUGAUAUUCGGACAUACUCGUCCAGUGUCCUCAGUCCGUUCGAGGAGCUCCUCUGUGCGGCCGUACUCUCACGGCCCAUCUCUCAUCGGCUAGGCUUAAGGACCAUACGGACGAUUCUGAACAAACCUUACCGGUUCAUCUCCGCGAGGGCAGUUAAGGACGCAGGACCAGAGCAAUGUCAUGAGGCGGUUUGGGCGGCGCAUACGCAGCACAAGCAGAAGACCGCCGAGGAGAUAAGCCAUAUUGCUGAUGUGGUACUGGAAAAGUUCACUUCGACAGAUGACAAAGAGGGCAGAGAGUUACGGAAAGUGCGAGAUGAAUGUGGCGGCGACAUUGACAGGGAGCGCGAGCUCAUAAAGUCUAGUGUUAAAGGCAUUGGUAAGACUGGCCUCGAUAUCUUUUUCAGGCGGGUGCAGUGGCAGUGGGAUAGUGCAUUCCCGUUUGUGGACGAUCGUACAGCACGAAGCCUUCGCAACCUGGGACUUCCAGAUGACAGCAAGGAGCUGGAGAAGCUCCUCAAUGAGCACUGGAGCAGUCUGGACACGAAACACCUCGCCGGAGGUGAUAAAUCGCGGAAGCAGAAGAGAGCCUUCGUCGUCCUGUUGGAACGAGCGACAGGCUCUGACUUGGAGAACAAGACUGAAGCAGUGAUUGAGGCUGCAGCUGGCACUGCGUCGUAGAGACCUGCGGAUUAGAUAACAUCUGAUGUAUACUAGCGUACUGCGACAUCCCACAACGCGACUUUCGUCGAAGCCUCAACACUUCCACGAACCUAACCUGAAGCGAAGUAGACAUUCCCGCCACAAGGCCAGAGGUCCAUCUCGGCCA